Messenger RNA from Truncatella angustata, 1079 nucleotides. RefSeq lists its product as uncharacterized. Bases 185 to 709 code for a protein of 174 amino acids. The transcript has 3 exons. The record is from RefSeq and is a predicted model, not a curated record. NCBI's taxonomy places the organism in Eukaryota, Fungi, Ascomycota, Sordariomycetes, Amphisphaeriales, Sporocadaceae.
CUCGCAUGGCCCUUCUAUACGGAACUCGCAUGGAUCUAGCCAUACGAGACCUGCAUUCUAAUCUACACACGAGAACCACAGGCCAGGCAUACGCGACCUACAUGACCUGAGUAUAAAUUCUCAUCUGAUAUCUCCCACUGCCCAACAGAUCGAUUGUGCAUCUACUGAGACACCGGGAAUCAAGAUGAGGUUCGGUUUCACCUUCCUUGCCCUGGGGGCCACUUUCUUGCCUCAGACUUUUGCCAACUUUGACGUUUACGCUGCGAUAGAAGAGCUUCCGUCUGCAGGGAUCUAUCGAUACGGCUACCAGGUCUUCGCGACUGACCCCAGCUGCAACGAGGUCUUCGAUAGGUGGUUCUGGAACUGGCAGAGCGAUGUGAGCGGGACAAAGACAGGCAUGCGGUGUUCGGCAUCUCCGAGCAGCGCUUGCUUUCCAGAUAUCGACGGAAGAGUUGAGAGAGAUCCCGCCAACAUCAACCAGCUGGAGAUGAACUUCCACGGGACGAAUCCAAUCUAUCACUGGACUCUAUACAAGGAUCGCGGCUAUACUAUGGUCGGACUGGAUGGUAACACAUAUGGAAAUUGUAUUCUAUUCCCUAAGCACACCUACGACUGCGAGGAGUCGGGUACUUAUCGGUAUGCGGAAAGGAAGUUUCGUUGCCUAACACAGUUUACUGCGGAUCAGCUCAACAAUGCCCCUUACCUCUAGUACUAAGAUACUGCGUAUAUUUCCAUGAAUGAUAAUCUUGCAUUCAGUUUCAAUUCCCUCUGAAGGGCGGAUGGAUGCGAAUUGUUAUAGAGGCGCUAAAUCGGAGUGAUAUGAAGCUUGGGAUGUAGUGAUACUGUACACUAUCAUAGAAAUAUACACGUGUCGCGCGAGAGGCGUUUGGUCGCCCUGGCCGCCGUGGACGAUACAAAGAACAGCGGCUCUUGAUUGGUGGCAAGUUUCUAGGCUAGGUGGAGUGUGAUGAAUGGGCCAGGGUAGUAGCAAGCAAACUAUUAUUGAAUAAAGCACCGAUUUUUUUAUUAUUAUUUUCUCACGACAAAUAGUAUACCGAUGAGCAGCAGUAGUGUGAAUG